Molecule: messenger RNA, 1821 nt
Organism: Debaryomyces hansenii CBS767
Lineage: Eukaryota; Fungi; Ascomycota; Pichiomycetes; Serinales; Debaryomycetaceae
Exons: 1
Coding region: 1-1821 (606 amino acids)
Biological process (GO): transmembrane transport
Cellular component (GO): membrane
Molecular function (GO): transmembrane transporter activity
Source: RefSeq, a predicted model, not a curated record
AUGAACCCCGAUGGAAUCACAAAUUUGGAACAUGCCGUAAACGACGUAUAUGAAGCCAUCGUGGAUGAAGACGAUGAUUACGAACUCGACGAAGAUGCCGUGUGGCUUCGGGAACAGAGAAGCUUGAAUAAAGCGACUCACUGGUUGAAAAGACCUUCGGUGCUCAUGAUAGGAUUUCCGCUUUUCUUCUUUGCUAUUGCGUUUUCCAUCGGUGAUUCUACCCGAAGAAUGAUUACAUUCAAGUUGGCGUGUAAUUAUCUUGCGGGAAUGUCGAAAGAAGACAAAUGUGAUCCAAUUGGAACCCAGUUGUUGGUGUCGAAUUUGUAUUUGACGUACAGUAUUCUGUCGGCAGUUGUGAUGAUGUUUGCCCAGGGUAAAAUAGGGACGUUAUCAGAUCAGUACGGUAGAAAACUUUUUUUCAUUCUGAUCAUUUCAAUGUUUCUCCUUGCCAGGAUUUUCAAGUUCUAUGUCAUGCAUAAUUAUGAGUACCUACAGUUUGGACUCAUGGUAGCUACAGAAAUCGCCAGUAACUUGACUGGCGGAAUGAUAUCAUUGAUAAGUUUGACCAACUGUUACAUUGCUGAUGUUGUCGAACCUCACCAAAGAAUUUAUUCUUUGGGGUUGGGAAUGGCAUUUCUUUUCGUUGGGUUGUCGAUUGGUCCUAUCUUGGGUAAUGCUUUAUUGUCAUUGCCAGGACAUGUACAUGAUACUAUUCUGAACAUAGAUACAUAUAUGGAAAUUUCGGAACUAGAAUACCUCCCGUUAAAAUUCGAAAUUGUCAUGGUAUUUUUGGUAUUAAUGUUUCUCGUGUUUGUUGUUCCCGAAUCUAGGUCAGAGAAAGCAAGAUCCAAAUCUAGAACGGUCUCAUUAUCGCGGUCAUCGCUGUCAACUAAUGUCGUCGAUCAGGAUCAACAGCAGGAACAGCUUUCAAUUUGGUCCCGCGUUGGUGAUGUCUUGAACUUCUUGAAGCCUUUGAGGCUACUCUUGUUGCCAAGUGAAAUAGCCCCAAAUUUGGAUACUGCUAAAUUGAGGCGAUUACGGAUUGUCAUUAUCAUUUUGAUUUUAGUUGAUUGUUUGCUUACAGGAGUUGGGAUUUCUUUGAUGGAGGUUUAUGUUUUAUUUGGCAUAUAUAAAUUCGAUUGGCGAUCGAUUGAAAUAGGCCAUUCGUUAGCAGUUGCAUGCUCUUCAAGAGCGGUGAUGUUGAUAGUUUUGUCCCCCGUUAUCACUCACAAGAUAUUACAAAAAUGGUUACGAUUUAGGGUAUUAAAAAGUCAGUUUGAUAUGGUCGACUUGGGGGUUUGCGUAAUCGGCUUAUCCCUCGAGGCAGUAGGGUUAGCCCUCUUAAGCCUCGCUCCAUCCACGACGUGGUUUUUAAUUGGUAUGUCAAUUAUGAGUUUCGGAGCUCUAGCAAGUCCCUCGUUAAAUUCAGCCAUCAUCAAAUUUUAUCCUGAAUCUAAAAUAGGAGAACUUUUUGGUGCCAUGUCCUUAUUGAAGAAUAUGUUUACAUUGGCGGGUCCAGUGACUUUUCUUUCAAUAUAUAAAGUAUCAUUGUCACGGUGGAAUGCUCCAGGUACUGUCUUCUUAUUUAGCAGUAUGCUUAUGUUAUUCAGCACAGUUCUAAUUCUAGUUGUUAAGAAGUUGUUAAACUUAGAUAAAAAUACAGCUUCCCUGUUGACAAGAAGACCAUCGUCCAUUGUAUCAUUGGAAUCUCAUGGACUGAUAACAGACAAUAACAAUGAAGAUCCACGCAGUCAUAAGCCAAGCAUUCCCGAUAUCCAUAGAAAGAAGAGUUUUGUUGAAAUGCAACGAGGUCCACAGUGA